AUGGGCUACAUCCUUUCAUCUGCCGGAUUGUCCAAACUCGUUCUGGCUGCCGAUACCCCUGGCGCGAACCCCGAGCACUUGACAGAACAUUACAUCGAGCGCACAGAUCCUGAGAUUGCCGAUGGUAUCCGGUAUUUCUACUGCCAUGGUCUUGCCAUUGCACUCUUUUUCAUGGGAGUCAUAUCAGCCUGCCAUGACCACCGCCACCCAGCAACUCGACAGCUGUUUGGCAAAUCGUGCCGCAGUGACCCUUUUAUUGGUGAGAAGAAGGGAUGCUCAGUGCGGUAUAAGUGCAAGUGCAGCAAAAAGGAUCUUGAGAACGCAAACCUGGAUGAGAAGCCAAAGACUGCGACAGCAGAGGUGCUUGAACUAGGACCUAGAGAGAAAACUGCGGUGGCUGAUGUACAGGAUUGA
This is a messenger RNA of Fusarium graminearum PH-1, 414 nucleotides long. RefSeq lists its product as uncharacterized. Lineage: Eukaryota; Fungi; Ascomycota; Sordariomycetes; Hypocreales; Nectriaceae. The record is from RefSeq and is a predicted model, not a curated record. Bases 1 to 414 code for a protein of 137 amino acids. The transcript is spliced from 2 exons.